CGAGCAUUUUUAGAUUGAAACGUGAACCGAUCCCUCGUGUUUGUUUUUGCACGACUUUGUCACGUGAACUAAGAUGGAAGACUGGUGGUGACUGUGUGGGUGUGGUUAUUUCAUCAUACUGUUGAACUGCAAAUUUGUGGAAAGGGGUUUUGUAUAAUUUCACAACUUCGUUAUAAAGGGAGCACUCUAUUCUUUUGACUCGUCACUCGAACAUUAAUUAGAAGCAAUGGCUACGAAUACACAGAAAGGAUCCUCUCCCGACUUCGCUCUUAAAAUGGUCAACAAGGGAAGAAAGAUGUUGGAGUACGUGACUGAGCGUGUAGAGCAAGGGGCUCCAGCAAACUUGCUUGAUAUAGCAGACCAGUAUUGCUACGAGUUUGACACUAAGAUGAUGCAUGUUGGCGACAAAAAAGGUGCGAUCGUUCGUAAGAUUAUCAAGGACCUAGCUCCAAUGACAUGUUUGGAGUUGGGUACUUACUGCGGCUAUUCGGCCGUUCUCAUGGCGAGUGUCUUGCCUAAAGGAAGCCGCUUCCUCACCGUCGAACCUUCAAAAGGAAUUGUAGAAGUUGCAGAAAAAUUCAUCCAACUAGCGGGAGCUGAUGUGAGCGAAAAGAUUAAAAUUAUCAAUAAACAGUCAGAUGAGGUAAUCCCAAGCCUCCAAAGCGAUUACUCCGUUGAUACCCUGGACUUCGUCUUUAUCGACCACUGGAAGAACUUAUACGUACGGGACAUCCAGCUUCUUGAGACCCAUGGGCUCCUUAGGAAGGGCACGGUCAUCUUAGCCGAUAAUGUCAUCUACCCAGGCGCUCCUGAGUAUCUGGAAUAUGUGAAAGGAUCAGAGAAGUAUGACACUGAGGUCAUAGAUUCCACCUUAUACUCUGGUCGUGAAGAUGGUCUGGCAAAAUCUGUUUAUCUUGGGUAGUCAAGGAAACAGAUCAAGGAUUGACCAAUCAGGGCCCGACUUCAUAGAGCUGCUUAUUUUAAGGCAGAAAAAGUAGCUGACCGAGCAACAAAUUGUUACUUACCAGAAUAAGGUUACCAGCCAUAUAUAGUAUCAUGUCAUGCGUACAAUUUGUUUCUGGUAUCCUGCUUAUUUCCGCUAAGCAGUAAAUUGUUGAGCAAUUUUCUGCUUAAGCAGCUCUAUGAAAUUGGGCACAGGGUUGGUAGAUUGUAGCUUAUGCUUAGCUUCUUUUUCUCGCUCAAAGCUUUGCCUAUUUUGUGGAAUAUGGAAGUUAAACAUUUAAAUGCCUGAAAUGGUUUCGAUUUAAAAAAUAUGCCGAUAUUUUGUAACAUUUUGUUGUCGAAUAUGAAAACAAGGGGAGGGAUAGUAUAAUUAUUAACUUGUUGUUAAACUGUUAAACUGUUGCAUUUCAUGUUUCAAACAAAUAAAUGUUUAUAUAUAUAUUUCAAAUAUCCAUCAGAAUACAUCAAGGGAAACUGUUUUUGUCAAUGUAAUUUUAAUGUUAGUGUGAACAAAGACAGGUUGGGUUUACUUGGUACUUUAAUCCCUUAACAGCCCCAUUUGGGCUAAACUGGGAUGGUGGGAAAGUGACGUCAACAGCUAGGUGGAUAAGGUGCCAAAAGAAAAGAUUAAAGGUGCACUUUUUACAGGUGCAGGAAAAGAGGGAAAGAAUUUAAAGGACAAUAUUGCCAUGCAGAGGCUGCAUUGCUCUGAUGGCAGAGAUGGCUGAUGUUUGGAAGACCUGUAUGGAUGGAGUUAUGUGUAGGACAGCAGAUGGUGAGAGCCUGUUCCAAACUGACAUAGCCCUUGGAAAGAAGGCAUAUUUGUAUACAUUAAUGGUUGGAAUUGUUAAGGAGGUGUAUUUGAGUGGGUGAUCGACUCGUUGUGAGAUAUGAGUAGCAUGUUGAAAGCACUGUGGGAAUGUAAUAUUGACUAGGUUGUAGUGAAUUUUGUAGUACAGUGUGCAUGGUUGAAUCAGACGGCGAGUGUGAAGUAGAUCCCAAUUUAAUUGUUCUACAAGCGGUGUAACAUGAGUAGUUGUACGAUAGUCAGAGAAGACGAAUCUGGCUGCUCUCUUUUGAAUCUGUUCAAGAUGGUUUAUGUCGGUAACAGUGUUGGGUUUCCAAACUUCACUUGCAUACUCGAUUUGUGGACGAACUAGUGCUGUGUAGGCUCUUGACUUAACCUGUUGGGAACAAGGCGAUAACGUUCUUCUCAGGAGACCUAGUGUACGACUUGCUUUCUGUGCAACUUUAUGAGAGUUCACUGGAGGACAUGCUACAUCAAAUGAUUUUUGUUUCGUUGAUUUUUGGAAUGAUACAUUAUUUAAAAAACUGGGUCAAAGGUCACGAUAACAUAU
Molecule: messenger RNA, 2321 nt
Organism: Asterias rubens (European starfish)
Lineage: Eukaryota; Metazoa; Echinodermata; Asteroidea; Forcipulatida; Asteriidae
Product: catechol O-methyltransferase-like
Exons: 4
Coding region: 227-922 (231 amino acids)
Biological process (GO): catecholamine catabolic process; developmental process; dopamine metabolic process
Molecular function (GO): catechol O-methyltransferase activity
Source: RefSeq, a predicted model, not a curated record